UGUCUCUACCCAGCCUGAUGUCUCUACCCAGCCUGAUGAACUGAUCCAGUCUGAUGAUCCUAUUAUGCCAGGUGAUUCGGUGCCUGCUGUCGAGCCAGACGAUCCAAUGCCUGAUGACCCAGUGCCCGCUGUCAUGCCUGGUGACCCGAUGCCCGCUGUCGUGCCUGAUGACUCGAUGCCCGCUGUCGAGCCAGACGAUCCGAUGCCUGAUGACCCAGUGCCCGCUGUCAUACCUGGUGACCCGAUGCCCGCUGUCGAGCCAGACGAUCCAAUGCCUGAUGACCCAGUGCCCGCUUUCAUGCCUGAUGACCCGAUGCCCGCUGUCGAGCCAGACGAUCCAGUACCUGAUGACC
Messenger RNA from Staurois parvus, 353 nucleotides. NCBI's taxonomy places the organism in Eukaryota, Metazoa, Chordata, Amphibia, Anura, Ranidae. The record is from the annotation of a GenBank genome assembly.